Messenger RNA from Trematomus bernacchii (emerald rockcod), 2853 nucleotides. It is a transcript of the gene gle1, whose product is annotated as GLE1 RNA export mediator. NCBI's taxonomy places the organism in Eukaryota, Metazoa, Chordata, Actinopteri, Perciformes, Nototheniidae. Gene Ontology annotation, cellular component: nuclear pore; cytoplasm; nuclear pore cytoplasmic filaments. Gene Ontology annotation, biological process: regulation of translational initiation; poly(A)+ mRNA export from nucleus; regulation of translational termination. Gene Ontology annotation, molecular function: translation initiation factor binding; phospholipid binding; inositol hexakisphosphate binding. The coding region runs from base 1 to 2145 and encodes 714 amino acids. The transcript has 15 exons. The record is from RefSeq and is a predicted model, not a curated record.
AUGCCUUCUGAAAAUCUACGAUGGGAAACAUUACAGGCGUUAAAAAAUUCACCAAAGGGAAAUAUCACUUUUGACCCGUACUGGUCGGAAAGGGGCGAGCCCAUUUUGUCAGGAUGCAAAGAGCCCCUCAGCCUGUCCCCUCACUCGGGGGUCAUCCUGGAGCGUCUCUGCGCCUUGCCCCUGCAGAAGGCCUCCUUCCUGGGCUCCAGCUCCGGAGACUCCAGCCCCGGCCUCUCUGAGGAUAUUUUCACCUCCCUUUCCUCCACUGGGUCCAUCCCCGACCUCAACGCCAGGCGCACCCCGUCUCUGAAGACGGAGCGCGAGCAGGCUGUCAGUGAUGAGGCUAGGGAUGAAGAUCCGGAGGAAGAUGUCAGCGAGGUUUCCAGUCCCGCAUCUCUACCUUCCAUUUCCCUUCUGUCGCCUAAAGCCAUGGAGACGGCAGGCCAAAUUAUCCGAUUUGCAGCAGAACAGCAAGAUAAAGCAAAGAUGGCGCUGAGGCUGCGGCAGGAGAUGCAGGAGAAGCUGGUGGCGGAGGUGGCGGAGGUGGCCAGUGAGCAGCUGAAGCGUUUCGAGGAGUUCAUGGAGCUGAAGCAGAGGCAGGAGUUCCAGAGCAUGAGGGACAUGCUGAACAGAGAAACUAAAGAGAGCAUCGGGCGUCAAGAGAAGCUGAAGGAAGAGCAGCGACACAGAUUGAAGAUCCUCAACCUGCGCCUGAGGGAGGCGGAGCAGCAGCGCCUGCGGGAGGCGGAGCAUGAGCGGCUGCGGCAGAGCGACGGCAGGGAGCGGCUGCGGAACCUCAACACCAUCCAGGAGGAGAUCCUGCAGCUCAACCAGCUGCUGGAGCCCUCCACCCAGACCAGGAGCGACCUCCCCCCCGCCAGCCUCAGCUGCUUCUCCACCCGCGGGAACCAGCUGUGCUCCCAGCUGUCGGAGGUGGUGCGCAAGACGGCAGAGGGAGAGUUUCCCAGCGUGGAGGACAUGACCAUGUCGGAGCGAGCGCUGCACGAGAUGAGGGCGCUGAUCCGGCUGAUGCAGGAGGAGGUGGCCAAGGCUCAAGAGAAGAAGAAGAAGGAGCAGGACGAAGAAGAGCAGGGCAGGAAGCAGGUGGAGCUGCAGGCGCAGCAGGAAGCGCAGAAGAAGGCGGUGGAGACAGCCAAAGAGAAGGCGAAGAGGAAAGGUCUGCAGAACAGCGCUGAGGAGAGCACCCUGAAGUGGUUCAGGGAGCUGCAGGAGGCUGCUGCUCGCUGCCAGGAGGCCCUGCAGCAGCUCAACUGCCCCAAGGACGCCCAGACAAAGAAGCUGAAGCUGGAGCUCCAGAAGGCGGCCUCCAUCCCCGUCAGUCAGAUCUCCAGCAACUCUGGGUCGCAGCUCCGAGAAAUCUUUGACAAGAUCGACAAGCUGCUGUCGGGACGGGGGUUGGUGUCUGGGGGGAGGACCAUCUCCACCUCCCAGCAUCCCCAGGGCCUGGACUUUGUCAGUUACAAAUUGGCAGAGAAGUUUGUGAAACAAGGAGAGGAGGAGGUGGCGUCUCACCACGAAGCCGCCUUCCCCAUCGCUAUGGUUGCCGCCGGCGUCUGGGAGCUGCACCCUAGGGUGGGGGAUCUCAUCCUCGCCCACCUGCACAAGAAAUGUCCGUACGCCGUCCCACACUACCCUCCGAUGAAAGAAGGCACAACUGUGGAGGAUUACCAGAGGAUUCUUGGUUACCGUGUGGACGACUCCGGGGUGGAAGGUCAGGACAGUUUUCUGAAGAGGAUGUCCGGGAUGAUCCGUCUCUACGCCGCCCUCAUCCAGCUGAGGUGGCCCUACGGCUCCAAGCAGGGGUCUGCUCCUCACGGUCUGAACCACGGCUGGCGUUGGUUGGCUCAGAUGCUCAACAUGGAGCCUCUGGCUGACAUCACGGCCACGCUUCUGUUCGACUUUCUUGAGGUUUGUGGUCACGCUCUGAUGAGGCAGUAUCAAAGCCAGUUCUGGAAACUCAUCCUGCUACUUAAAGAAGAGUACUUCCCAAGAAUUGAAGCGGUGACCAGCAGUGGACAGAUGGGCUCUGUCAUCAGACUCAAACACUUUCUAGAGACGUCACUGCAGUGCCGACAGAUCCGGCCUCCAAAAGGCCAGCUGAACUCAGCUUUUUGGAGCUCCUGAUGGAGGAGGAGGAGCCAUCAUUUUGGAUGUUUCUGCAUGACGUUAUUUAGGACUGAAUGAAGCAGAGAGGGAAAUGUGGUUUGAGGUUUGGAACUUAAAGCCGACUUAGUGAGUAAUUGGGUGGAAAAGCAAAGUUGCUGCUGGAGGAAGAUUGUUGUUCACAUUAGUGAGAGUAACACGGCUUCUGUGGAUUUAUGAACUUGUGUCAGGUGUUCGACUGUGGCUCAGUGGAGGCUCAACUACACAAAUUCAACAGCUUUGAAAAGCUAAGGGCUAAAAAGGAAGCACUUUAACACCAAUGUGUUUAAAUGUUGUUUUCCUUCUCCUUACACCUUUAGAAUAUACUCAAGCAUUUGCGUGUAUGCAACAAGACAGAAGUCAAUUAUUUGAAGAGGUUUAUAUCAGUUUUACUCACAAAAUGUAGUCACUACUGCUUGUUUUAAUUUUAAUAGUUGCUGUUCAAAUCAAAACAGUUUUGAAUGUUUUUUCUGCUAUUUAUGUUUUUUCUGAAUCCACUAUGUGGAACAAAGAUUAUACCGCAAAACUGCUGAGGCGCAUAACCAAAUUAUUUGGUGUUCAUUUUAAUACAGAAAUCUGAAAAUGAUGGAAUAAUAUUCAGAUUAUGACAAAAGUGAUUUACCAGAUUGAUUGUUACUGUCAUCUAUAAACCAAAUGUCUGAAAUAAAACCGCAUCAGCAGUUCACUGAA